Neoarius graeffei (lesser salmon catfish) is the source of this 2362-nucleotide messenger RNA. RefSeq names its product fyn-related Src family tyrosine kinase (gene frk). Bases 206 to 1789 code for a protein of 527 amino acids. Gene Ontology annotation, cellular component: extrinsic component of cytoplasmic side of plasma membrane. Gene Ontology annotation, molecular function: signaling receptor binding; ATP binding; non-membrane spanning protein tyrosine kinase activity. Gene Ontology annotation, biological process: innate immune response; cell differentiation; cell surface receptor protein tyrosine kinase signaling pathway. Lineage: Eukaryota; Metazoa; Chordata; Actinopteri; Siluriformes; Ariidae. The record is from RefSeq and is a predicted model, not a curated record. The transcript has 8 exons.
UUCUGUGACUCAUCAGGAAACUCGAGCACUUUAACGGGAAGCAGCCGGAGCCGCGCGCGCACUGCAUUCAUCCCGGAGGAUGUGAGGACACGCAGCGCGCGCUCCCCAGCCGGCUCCGUUUCAGACCCUGUUUGUUUGUUUGUUUGUUUGUUUGUGUUUUUUAAUGAAUGAGUGUAUCAUCACACUGCCGUGAUUUCCGGUAAAGAUGUCGAUGCAGCUGACGGAGCUGAAGGAGCGGAUAGUCGCGUGCUGCCAGAGGACGUGUCCGUGUUUCCGGGAGAAGCCCGAACCGGUCCGGGACGUGAAGGUGAUCGGAACCCAGCCGACUCUUCAGGUGAGUCCGGUGUCGCCCCCUCUGCCCGCCGCGCCCCCUCCGCCCGCCGCGCGCGUCUACACGGCUCUGUGGGACUACACCGCGCGCACCACCGAGGACCUGAGCUUCCGCGCGGGGGACCAGCUGGAGGUUCUGGACCAGAGCAGUCCGGACUGGUGGAUCGCGCGAUUGCUGACCGGAACUUCCGCCCACAGUCAGGGCUACAUACCGUCCAAUUACGUGGCACCGCUCGAGAGCCUGCACGCGGAGAGGUGGUAUUUUCCCAAUACGAAGCGUCUGGAUGCGGAGAAGCUCCUUCAGGCUGAGGGAAAUGAACAUGGCUCAUUUCUCAUCCGGGAGUGUGAGAGUCAGCAGGGGGACCUGUCACUUUCAGUGUUGGAUCAGGAGAAGGUGAAGCACUAUAAGAUAAAGCGAACAGACAAUGGGAGGUACUUUGUGUCGAAGAAGCGGAGCUUCAUCACCCUAAAGGAGCUGGUAGAACAUUACAGCGGGACGGAGGACGGACUGUGUGUCCGACUCACACAACCCUGCAGGAAGGCUAUAGCUCCACAGACUCAUGGUCUAUCCUAUAACACGGCGGAUCAGUGGGAAAUUCCACGCAGCUCCAUCCGCCUGCUGCAUAAACUCGGAUCCGGACAGUUUGGAGAAGUUUAUGAAGGAGUGUGGAACAACACGACCGCUGUUGCUGUGAAAACACUCCGGCCAGGCAAUAUGGAUUCCCAGGAUUUCCUCCGUGAAGCUCAGCUCAUGAAGAAGCUGCGUCACCCAAAGCUGAUUCAGCUGUAUGCAGUGUGUACUGUUGGAGAACCGAUCUACAUCAUCACGGAACUCAUGAACAAUGGCAGCCUGUUAGAGUACCUACAGAAGGACAGAGGAGAGUUUGUGAAACUGUGUGAUCAGAUAGAGAUGGGUGCUCAGGUGGCAGCAGGGAUGGCAUAUCUGGAGCUGCAGAACUACAUCCACAGAGAUCUCGCAGCUCGAAAUGUGCUGGUGGGAGACAACAACAUCUGUAAAGUGGCAGACUUCGGCUUGGCCAGAGUGUUCAAAGCAGAGGAUGAUGUUGUUUAUGACUAUGAAAAUGAUGAUGAAGAGUGUGUGUAUGAGGUGAGACAUGGAACCAAACUGCCUGUUAAAUGGACGGCUCCUGAAGUGUUGCAUGAAAACAAGUUCACCAUUAAAUCUGAUGUGUGGAGUUUUGGAAUCCUGCUCUACGAAAUCAUGACCUUCGGACAAAUGCCGUACCCCACUCUCAGUAAUCACCAGGUGUUCCAGAAGCUGCGUAAAAGUUACCGGAUGCCGUGUCCUGCAAACUCUCCAAAGCGUAUCUAUGACAUCAUGCUGGAGUGCUGGAAGGACACACCCCUGGACCGACCCACAUUCGAAACCCUGCAGUGGAAACUUGAGGAGUUUUACGAAAUGGACAUCAGUGCAUAUGAUGACGCCAGCCGCUAUUGAUCAAAUUGUUAUUGUGAUCUUUAAUUACCCAUGAUUCUCUCUGCCCAGCACCAAGCACACUGCAGCAGUGUAGGGCACAUGAGCAGCGUUCUGGUGGUUCGUGGAGGAACAGGUAAAGAAAAAAAUCUGUGCUAUUAUUAGAACCACACAUGGGGAACGUUCUCAGCCAAUCAGAGUGAGUGGGUGGAGCUAAGUGCUGCACAAUUAUAAAUUAUAUUAGUAACAUCUUGACUUUGUUGCCAUUCGUGAGAGAGAGAGAGAGAGAGAGAGAUCUUCAUGAAAAACGUCUGUGUAUAACGUCGCAUUCAUGUCUCUCACUACGCUAAUAAUCUAAUUAAAUAUGUGAAUAUUCAUGUUUAAUAAAACAAUCAGAAUUAACGUGCCGAUAUGUGAUAUACAAAAAGUACUGUAGCUUUAUGGAACAGAGUGAUGAAUAAAUUAAAUGUGAACCAACAGUCUGAAUAAUUAAUGUUUAUAUUUGUAAUGCAUAAUUAAUUAUUAAUUAUUCCUCUCUGGGCACUGUAUUUACCUACAUGUGCUUUUGGAAUAAUAAACAACUAAUUAAAAUAUAGA